UACCUUUCUUUGGACCCGUAUACCUUCAGUUCAACUUGUUGACAGCUGCACCAGCGUGAGAGCCCGCGUCGAACACUUGCACACAUAUCUUGGCCUUCGACUGGCUUGAACACUUCACUUCUAGCAGCACGGUAGGUCUUGCUUGAAGUGAUCAUCAUCUCGCACACGGCAACAAACAGAGAACGACACGCGUUUUUUUAGUUUAUAUGCUACCGGUCUACGGAACGGACGAUAGAGUUGGUCGUGGUCGCUAAUCUUUCUCCUUUUUUUCCGCCAUGUUGGAUCGAUCGGAGCGCCCCCUAUAUUCGCUGAAACUCUUCAAUAUUCCGGAGAUCUCGUAUCUCGUUGUUGCAGUGACACUAAACGCAACAGUACAAACAAUGCCAUAUCGCUUACAAGCUUACUGAUACCUUGCUUAUUGUUCCUGGAAGUUCCAAGUGGAUGAACGCUGCUGCUGGUGAGAAUCGAAAAGUCGGCAAACUACACUGGGCCGUUUUUUUUUUUCUUUUGUUUCUUUUUUCGUGCACGCGAGUUUGCGUGCGCUCACGUACUCCGUUCGAGUUGGGUACCUGCUUACGGGUAAGAUUUGAGUAACCUCGGCUUCAACAGUUUUAGUUAUGAUUGUAAUCUUCUCUUUAUGCGAAUUGAAGUCACACAUGAUGUGUCGUGCAUACGGGGUGAACCUCGCCUUCGAUGCUGCGUAGUGGCGUCGCCCGAGCCGGCGAACGUUCGGAGCACCGCAGAGCGAACACCCUUCGAUCAGGAUGGAGACCAUCUCCAAGUUCGUCCAAAAGAAGGUAAUUUACGCCGGUAAGGGAGACCUUCCUUCCUUCCACAAGGGCGCGAAGUGCACCUUCCACUUCUGCGUGAAGCGGCUGGACACCGACGAGGACGAACCGGACGCCGUGAUCGACGACAGUCGCAAGCUGAGUCGACCCAUGGAGUUGCUCAUCGGCAAGGAGUUCAAGCUGCCCGUCUGGGAACAGUGUCUCAAGUCGAUGAAGGUGGGCGAAGUGGCCCAGUUUCGGAUACACAAGUCGCUGUUGGACAGCUACACGCUCGUAUCGCAGAGCUACCGGUCGUUCGCGGGCGCCGGCGCCCCUCAUCGAAGGCGGUGCUGCGGCAUGAUGACCGACGAAAAGUACUCGACUGGACACGCUGACCUAGACAAGUUACUCGAAAAGCAAGUUGAUCUCUCGUUUACGUUCGAGCUGCUGAAAGUUGAGGAGCCGGGAGAGUACGCUAAGGAUGUUUGGGCGAUGACGGCCGAGGAGAGGUUGGGUGAGGUGCCGCGUCUUCGGGAGCAGGGAAACAAGCUGUUUCAGGAAGGCGACACGGAGGCGGCCAUGACGAAGUACAAGGAAGCCUUGGAACACCUGGAGAACCUUCUGCUGCGAGAAAAGCCCGGCGACGACGAGUGGAAAGAGCUGGAUAAGAUGAAGAUACCGUUGCUGCUGAACUACUCGCAGUGUCUGCUGAACCGGGGCGAGUACUACGAAGUGAUUCGUCACACCUCUGAGGUGCUGAGCAAGGACCCCGAGAAUGCCAAGGCUCUCUUUCGGAGGGCCAAGGCGCACCUUGGGUCGUGGAAUCCGCGGGAGUGUCGGACGGACCUGCUCAAGCUCAUGGAGGUGGAGCCCAAGUUGACGAAGGUGGUGCAGAAGGAGCUUAAACAGCUAGAGCUGGAGGAGCAGCUGAAGAGAAAAGAGGACAGCUCGAAGCUGAUGAAGAUGUUUCAGCCCAGUGCGAAUGCGUGAAGGAUGAUGCCCCAUCCCGCAGCCCUAUGGCAACUGUGUGUUGUGAAGCACAACGAGUAACCAAGAACUGUUCAAACGGAUGCAGAUAUGGCAAGGAGCUCUGCUCCCCCUUUUCUUUUGCAGCUUUGGGUGGUUUUUACUACGUGAUAGGAUAGAAUGUUUAUAUAGUUUUUGUUGUUUAAAUUAAAUGGCUUUAUGCACUGUUA
Messenger RNA from Ixodes scapularis (black-legged tick), 1963 nucleotides. Its product is annotated as AH receptor-interacting protein. The transcript has a single exon. Bases 765 to 1757 code for a protein of 330 amino acids. Gene Ontology annotation, molecular function: protein binding; peptidyl-prolyl cis-trans isomerase activity. The record is from RefSeq and is a predicted model, not a curated record. Lineage: Eukaryota; Metazoa; Arthropoda; Arachnida; Ixodida; Ixodidae.